CACGCCGAAACCUUGAUCGAUGCGGAGCCGGCCGUCCGUGAUCCGGCUCUUCGAGCGCCGAUUCCGGCACUCGGCUUCCCGCUUCCAGGAAGCAGAGCCCGAGGGGGACUACUACGACUGGAUAGAUUGCAUACGAUCGCAAAGAUCCCUGACAUUCUGUGGUGGAUUGUGGUCAUCCAACGAUUCUCUUGCCGAAGAAGAUGAGCUUUUGUCGAAUGAAUCCUCGCUUGUCCCAGAGACUACAUCUGGGGCUCCUGUACCCUCUGCGGAUGACUUAUACUUGAAAGAUCUUUACAGAGUUGUGGUGCCGGUGAUGCUGACGGCUUGUGUUAUCACACUGGUAUUCAACUUGAUGAUUGUCUUCAGUGUCAGAUGGGUGCGGAAGACAUUGUCACCAACUCUAUACCUGAGCCUCUCGCUUGCUGUGGCAGAUGCAUAUGCUUCAUUGGUACUUGGUAUAGGCUUGGUGGUCAACAGCUUACUUCCAAUUGUCUAUGGAGUGGAUUUAGGACCAUUCAACGCUUGCUAUCUCCUUGUUUUGGAAGCCUUCAGAUUGGGCGGUGUUGUGGUGGCAGUUUUGCAUUUACUAGCCCUUGCCAUAAACCAUUACGUUGGAAUACUGAGACCUCUCCAUUAUGCUGCAACAGUGACCAGACGUACUGUCAUGUGGGCUAUUGGUGGCAUGUGGUUGCUGCCAGUUGUAUUCUUCAUGGCUUAUUUUUCACUAGUACCUGAUGAUGGUUUUCAGUCGUCUCAUUGCUCCAGUUAUGAUUUUCUUCUGAGGAUUCCUUUUCGGGCGACUUUUUCUGUUCUCUUCUUUGUACCUUUGUUUUUGAUGUCGGCCAUGUAUGUGCACAUGUUUGUUGUGGUUAAAAAACACCAGAGGGGAGUACUUCAGUUGCACUCGGGAAGGCAACUACAUAAAAGCGUCAAAGCCAUUAUUACCACCCUUCUCAUACUCGGAACGUACACACUAGGAUGGAUGCCCGCUGUACUAUAUUUUGUGCUAACUUGUCUAGACUGCCCAGUACCGUUCACGCAAAUACAUCUAUGGGUGCGAAUACCCGUCGGCAUCAUCACGAACUCUAUGAUAGUGAUUAAAUCGUUUCUGGACCCUAUCAUUUACGUUGUGCGAAUGCCAGAAAUCAAAGGAGCUAUGAGGACAAUUUACAGGACCAGGUGCGGUUUGGUCGCUGAUGAAAUGGCGAACAGCUCGCUGCAUUGUAAAUCGGAAAUGAACCGAUUAACUCUUCUACUGUCUACGCGAAGAGCUAAGGAAGAUCCCAAAGCAAAUGGAUGUCUUGAAGGGGAAGUGCAGGUGAUUACGUAAUUUUGGCAGAUUAAAGAGGUUUCGUAGUCU
Uloborus diversus is the source of this 1360-nucleotide messenger RNA. Its product is annotated as adrenocorticotropic hormone receptor-like. The transcript has a single exon. Gene Ontology annotation, cellular component: membrane. The record is from RefSeq and is a predicted model, not a curated record. Gene Ontology annotation, molecular function: G protein-coupled receptor activity. The coding region runs from base 20 to 1330 and encodes 436 amino acids. NCBI's taxonomy places the organism in Eukaryota, Metazoa, Arthropoda, Arachnida, Araneae, Uloboridae. Gene Ontology annotation, biological process: G protein-coupled receptor signaling pathway.